Messenger RNA from Corythoichthys intestinalis (scribbled pipefish), 1696 nucleotides. It is a transcript of the gene rbm7, whose product is annotated as RNA binding motif protein 7. Lineage: Eukaryota; Metazoa; Chordata; Actinopteri; Syngnathiformes; Syngnathidae. Bases 197 to 946 code for a protein of 249 amino acids. Gene Ontology annotation, molecular function: single-stranded RNA binding. The record is from RefSeq and is a predicted model, not a curated record. The transcript has 5 exons. Gene Ontology annotation, cellular component: nucleus. Gene Ontology annotation, biological process: regulation of alternative mRNA splicing, via spliceosome.
GACAAGCAACUGCGCAUUUUCCCGUUUGCUCAUAACGCGCAUCACACAUCUAGGCAUGUGAUAUCAUAUCUCUACACGCAUUGACAAACGCCAUUAAACCAUGGCGUCACAGGCCUAGUUUCAUUUUAUCAGAGGUUUAGAAAGACCUAACGUCUGUUAGCAUCCCCCAGAGAAGGGCCGGACUUGAGAAAAUACAAUGGGAAUCGAAGACGAAGCUGACCGGACGCUAUUCAUUAGGAGUUUGGAUGCACGAGUAACGGAGGAGCUUUUAUUCGAGCUGUUCUUACAGGCAGGACCGCUCAUCAAAACCAAAAUUCCAACAGACGCCAAUGGCAAACGGAAAACGUUCGGUUUUGCCGUGUACAAACACGAGGAAUCGGUGCCGUAUGCCAUACAGCUCCUAAACGGGACGUCGCUGUUUGGUAAAGCAAUCCAUGUGCAAUUCCGUUCAGGCAGCACCCACAGCAACAGUCCAGGGAACUCGAAUCCUAGUAGACCUAAUCCCCAUGGGUUGAGGAUGCCGCCCCAGUUAGUGUCUUCCCAAUACACUCCUCCAGGUCUAAUGCAGACUUCAUCCCCUGAUACUCUGCAGAAGCAUGCCAUGAUGAACAUGAUGGGUCAGCAACAGAUGCAGCAGCUUCAGCAGUUGGCCAACGAAUUCUCAAAGACCGAGCAGAUGCAUCCCUCUUCAUGGUGCGCAGGCAGCUUCAGGCAGCGUGACAGUGCCCCCUACCGACAGCAUUCAUCCCAGACUAGCAGAAGAAACCAGCGCUAUGCUGACGACGCCCAGGGACAUCACCAGCAGCAACACAGCAGGAACAACUCCCAUCAGCAAAAUGCCUGGAGGGGUGGCAGCCGUCGCCAUGAUGGCCGGGGUAGCAAUUGGCACUACGAUGACAGGAGCGGUAACCAUGGUUACCAAGAUAGUAGGUGGCAACGCUACUGAUGCAAGGCAAAGAGACUCAUUUAUGAUUACAUGGACAAUAUCGACUGUACGCUCAGGAUGUUUUUCUACAUUAAUUGAAAAGAUUUCUUAACAAUUUGUUUAAUUUAAUGUUUUUAAAUUUGUACUUAUUGUCCCCCAUUUUACAAGUUGGGCAUCUAGUCAACAGAAAUGUAAUUAAGAUGGCAGAAAAGAACAUGGUUUAGCCUUUUUUCUGGUUUUGUAAUUAACAAAAAAAAUUUUAAAUGGUGCUCGGAGUAGCUGUAUAAUGUUCAGAUAAUUUUUUUUGGGCGGGGGGCAGAUUCACCAGCACAAUUUAUUCUUUAGCAUAUUUUUUAAUCUUGAUUUUGUAAGACAAACUCAUGAUGUUUUAAAACUUUGUUUAUAAACAUUCUUUGUCGUAAUGUUUGUGUCCUCUUUCAUCCCUGAACAAACUAUUGUAUGCAGAGGGGCUACAUGGAACGCUUGGCCUUGUCUGCACCUAUAAAUGGCCCACUGUGUAACUAAUAUUCUUGUGGUAAGGGUUAGGAAGUAAUCUACAGGUGGCGCCACGCGUAUCCUUUCAGUGAAACCAAUUACCACGGUAAAUGUAUCCCAGCCACAUGAUCAGCUCCUACAUGUGACCUUUCUAUUUAGGAUAUUUUAAAGGCAUGAUGUGGAUUUGUCACCCACUCUGUUCACUGUGACAUGUGCAAUUACGUGGAGGUUUUUCUCGUUACCCCAACAUGGAUGCGGACCAGCUAUUCCGGGACA